GUCAAUAAGUGAUGAAAUGUUUUGAACAUUUGUUUUGAUGUUUUGAACCUUUAAAUCACAAUUCAUUAGUGUUUUCAUUGAAUUGAUGUCCAAAUCAUUGAAAGGCUUUUCGGCGACCAUUCGUGCCGUCAAUAACGCCAACAAAUCCAAGAAAUUGGUGUCCAAUAGAUCUGCUAUUGUUUUGACGUCAUCGGCGGUGAAUCGGAUCAAAGAGCUGAUCGCUGGCAAAGACAAUGUGAUUGGUCUUCGGAUUGGUGUCAAACAGAGAGGUUGUAAUGGUUUGAGUUAUUGUCUCGAUUACGCCACCGAUAAGCAGAAGAUGGACGAAGAGGUGGCUCAGGAUGGUGUGCGCGUAUUGAUUGACUCGAAGGCACAGUUGUCUCUAUUGGGCACUGAAAUGGAUUUCAUCGAAACAAAGCUCUCCUCAGAGUUUGUGUUCAAUAAUCCAAACGUGAAGGGAAUGUGCGGUUGCGGUGAGUCCUUCACCAUCUGAUCCAUCACUUGCCGCACACAUCGCGGUUCACAUCUUUUCCGUACAACUGUUUGCUAAUAUUUGUAGAUAUUUUAUAACAAAACUUAGUUUUAAGUUAAUUUUAGGUUUGAAUGAAUGAAUUAAAUAGAAGUACAAAAUAUAACAAUAAAUUUAUUUUAAAAACUUUAAACCAAUACUUGAUUAAAGCUUUUAAUGAAAUGGUUUU
Molecule: messenger RNA, 698 nt
Organism: Medioppia subpectinata
Lineage: Eukaryota; Metazoa; Arthropoda; Arachnida; Sarcoptiformes; Oppiidae
Source: the annotation of a GenBank genome assembly